GACACGCCACGAUACACUGAACACCUCUCUCUCGACAUUCCACAUACCUGCGUUACUUUCAAGACCACCACCAGGCACAUUUUCUACCGUCAAACCGUCCAAACAUACCUCGAAGCCCGUCUCUACCCUUGCGGCUAAGCCAUCUCCCACCAGCGGCAACCUCCGCGUCCAGAUAGACUCCGAAAGCGGCGGGUCUGACAAAAGAAGAGCAAAUAUGGGUGGCUACCUAUCCACAUUCACAAAGCUCAUAUGGGCGAAGAAGGAGAUACGGAUACUGAUUCUGGGACUUGAUAACGCUGGCAAAACCACACUGCUGUACAGACUAAAGAUUGGCGAAGUAGUCACAACGAUACCUACAAUAGGUUUCAACGUCGAGUCAGUAACAUACAAGAACCUCAAUUUCAACGUCUGGGACCUUGGAGGCCAAACAUCUAUCCGCCCCUACUGGCGCUGCUACUAUGCCAACACAGCCGCCGUAAUAUUCGUCAUCGACAGCACCGACAUCGAGCGUCUGACGACGGCCUCGGAGGAGCUCCGCGCCAUGCUCAACGAAGAAGAACUCCGCGACGCCGCGCUCCUCGUUUUCGCAAACAAGCAGGAUCAGCCUGGUGCAAAGGGCGCAGGCGAAAUCAGCGAGGCGUUACGCUUGGGCGAGCUCAAGGAUCGGAAUUGGAGUAUCGUUGCUUGUAGCGCUGUCGAUGGGAGCGGUGUUCAGGAGGGCAUGGAUUGGCUCGUGAGUAAUGUUGGCGAGGGCCAGAACUGAGCCUUUUGCGGGGAGAGGGAGGUUAUUGUUCAACAAGGAAAAUGAGCAUGGGGAUGGAGAGUGCGGGAAGAGAGCAUUACGCGGCGUACACGCGUCUGAAUGGGGGUUACACUAGCAUAGUGGGCGUUGGGGCGCAACAGGGGGUCGUGGAAGACGGGAAUCUAGCGCCAGUCAUCGUUACAGUCUUCUUCUUUCGAGUCGAUAUAAUGCAGUUUCAUUAUUUUUC
Pyrenophora tritici-repentis Pt-1C-BFP is the source of this 989-nucleotide messenger RNA. Its product is annotated as GTPase SAR1 and related small G protein. Gene Ontology annotation, biological process: intracellular protein transport; vesicle-mediated transport. NCBI's taxonomy places the organism in Eukaryota, Fungi, Ascomycota, Dothideomycetes, Pleosporales, Pleosporaceae. The record is from RefSeq and is a predicted model, not a curated record. Gene Ontology annotation, cellular component: Golgi apparatus; cytoplasm. Gene Ontology annotation, molecular function: GTPase activity; GTP binding.